AGGUGGCGGUAAUGCAACAUACUUAGAUAGCAACCGCCAUUAAACCCCACAGAAGAAGAAGAAGAAGAAGAAGUGGGUUCGUAUCAAUAUUUCCUACUGUUUCAGUGAGUACGUGAACUCAGCACCCUGUGUGUUUUCAACAUGGCAGCCCCCAUGCACAGCAGAUGUGGCUUCUUCGUGGAGAAAAAAAAACGUUUCUGCAAAAUGAUCGUCGCGAGAGGGAAGGUGUUCUGUGGAGAGCACGCGACCAUGGAGGGAGGAGUCAGCAGGAGGAUCGUGUGUCCUCUGGACCCCAAACACACUGUGAGUGAAGACAAACUGGACAAACACCUGAAGAAAUGUAACUCCAGAGAAAAACCCAAACCUGUGUUUUAUGUGGAGAACAUAAAUGCUGGAUCAGCUGAUGGCAACGACAUGUUGCGACAGGUGAGCCUUGGGGAGCUCAGUCGCUCUCAGCUGGAGUCUCUGGUAGAAAAACUGAAGGCGGGGGUCAAAGGGUUGCAGUGUGAUGUGGAGGACAGCGUUUUGUCUCAUCCUGUCGUACAGGAGGAACUUACCAACCCAAAGAAUGGUGACUCCGCCCACAAACAUCUGAAGCAGCAGUCCUCUAUCUUAGGUCAUCUAGAGACACGGGGACUGCUGGGAAGGGGGCGGUGCUUCAUAGAGUUUGGAGCAGGUCGAGGGAAACUGUCUCACUGGAUCCAUGAAGCCCUGAAGACCCCAGACCUCCUGCUGACCCAGGGUGACCUUCAGAUGCUGCUGGUGGAGCGAUCCAGUACUCGCUUCAAGGUGGACGGGAAACAUCAGGAUCCUGGUGUCCAGUUUGAACGGCUGCAGGUGGACAUUCAGCACCUGGACUUAGGUCGGGUCCAGAUGCUGCGACUGAAAAAGCUCCCUCUGGUUGGCGUGGGGAAACACCUGUGUGGAGCAGCAACAGAUCUGGCUCUGCGCUGUUUGUUGGGGGCUCCAAGACCAAAAGACGGGACUGAGCCGCCCCCUAAACGCCUGAAAACCUCAGAACCAGAAUCAACUGAUCAGAUGUCUGAGUCAGGAGCACUACCUGAGCCUGGUCCUGGUCCUGGUCCUGGUCCUGUACUGGGUCUGGCUGUGGCUCUCUGCUGCCACCAUCGGUGCGAGUGGCGUCACUACGUGGGUCAGCAGUUCUUCCUGCAGCAAGGACUCGGAGCUGAAGAGUUCUCAGCUUUUUGUCGGAUGUCCAGCUGGGCGACAUGUGGUCUCAGACAGACCAAUCAAGAACAUCGGCCUCAGGAUACAACCAAUCUGAGAGGAGAUGAUGAAGAGCAUGAACCAGCCGAGGAGACAGAUGCUGUGAACAGCUUUCUGUCGUCCUCUGAGCGCGAGAAGAUCGGGCGUCUCUGUAAGCUUCUGAUCGAUGGCGGCAGACUUCACUUCCUGCAGACGAGAGGAUUUGACAGUAGACUGUGUCGUUACGUGGACGCUCAGGUGACGCUGGAGAACAUUCUGCUGACGGCUGUCCCCUCGUCUCCGUCCUGAACGACACACCGUCCCUGGAACAGUUUUUAAUUUGUUUUGACAGAAAACCACAAAAUGGAGUCGUUUGAAUUUUUUUCAAGUUUUUUAUUAAAGGUCCACAUGCUCAGUGUGA
Messenger RNA from Labrus mixtus (cuckoo wrasse), 1627 nucleotides. It is a transcript of the gene trmt13, whose product is annotated as tRNA methyltransferase 13 homolog. Lineage: Eukaryota; Metazoa; Chordata; Actinopteri; Labriformes; Labridae. The transcript is spliced from 11 exons. The record is from RefSeq and is a predicted model, not a curated record. Bases 142 to 1515 code for a protein of 457 amino acids. Gene Ontology annotation, biological process: tRNA methylation.